AUAAAAGCAGGAAGGAAGGUGUGAGGCGUAACAGAAAACGCGCUUCCUCAACGGGGUUUUUCAGCGACUGAAAGAUUCUUCUCUCCAUUGUGUUUUCUUCUUCUUACUUCCUUUUUCUUUGUAACGGCUUCUCGUUUUAACGAUUACAGUUACAGAGAGCAGGGAUUGGUGAUUUUCGCUGCGGUUACGAUUUAGAGAGAGAGAGAGAGAGAGCACGGAAUCUAAAAGAUCGAAAAUUAAAUUCGCAUUUAAAGCUUCCCACACUCUCUCUUAUUUGGACUGACUUCAAAUCUUCUUCGUUGAUCGUUGAGAAAGGAAGAGUGUUGUGUGUGGUGAUUCAUAGAAGAAGAUUUAUUCAAGCUUGACUGAUGACGAUAGGUGAGCAUAUGUAUGAAGAGCUGUGGAAGCUAAGCGCGGGGCCUCUGGUGGAUGUUCCUCAAGCUGAGGAAAGAGUCUAUUACUUCCCUCAAGGUCACAUGGAACAACUGGAAGCGUCAACGCAACAAGACUUGAAUACGAUGAAGCCACUUUUCGAUCUUCCUCCUAAGAUCCUUUGCAGAGUUAUGAACGUUCGUCUCCAGGCUGAGAAAGAUACGGAUGAGGUAUAUGCUCAGAUCAUGUUGAUGCCUGAAGGAACUGUUGAUGAGCCUAUGAGUCCUGAUCCUUCUCCUCCAGAGUUGCAAAAGCCAAAGUUUCACUCUUUCACCAAGGUUUUAACUGCGUCUGAUACAAGCACCCAUGGUGGUUUCUCUGUUCUAAGGAAGCAUGCUACUGAAUGCCUCCCUCCCCUGGAUAUGACCCAGCAAACCCCUACCCAGGAGUUAGUAGCCGAAGAUGUGCACGGUUAUAAGUGGAAGUUCAAACAUAUUUUUAGAGGACAACCACGGAGGCAUCUUUUGACCACAGGCUGGAGCACCUUUGUCACCUCAAAGAAAUUGGUUGCCGGGGACACCUUUGUCUUCCUCAGAGGAGAGAACGGAGAGUUGCGUGUUGGAGUCAGACGUGCUAAUCGUCAACAGAGUAGUAUGCCUUCAUCAGUCAUAUCAAGCCAUAGCAUGCAUCUGGGGGUUCUUGCUACUGCAUGCCAUGCUACUCAAACCCGGAGUAUGUUCACCGUAUACUAUAAACCAAGGACAAGCCAAUUCAUCAUUAGCUUGAACAAAUAUCUGGAAGCCAUGAACAGUAAGUUCUCUGUAGGGAUGAGGUUUAAGAUGAGGUUUGAAGGAGAUGAUUCCCCUGAAAGAAGAUUUUCUGGCACGGUUGUUGGUGUUCAAGACUGCUCCCCUCACUGGAAAGACUCAAAAUGGCGAUCCUUGCAAGUUAAUUGGGAUGAGCCUGCAUCGUUUACAAGACCGGAUAAGGUAUCACCAUGGGAGAUGGAGCCAUUUGCAGCUUCAGAAAAUGUUCCCCAAUCAGUUAACAAAAGAGCCCGUCAUGUUAAUGAAGUAUCUGCACUUGAUGUAGGCGUACCAUCUUCAAACUUUUGGAGUUCCGCAUUAACACAAUCCCAUGAGUUUGCACAAUCAUGCAUCACCUCACAAAGGAAUCCUCCUCAGAGUUCUGAUUGGCCAGUUAGCCCUUACUCAACACUGAACGGCCAAAUGGUUUUCCCAGUGGAACAGAAGAAACCUGAGACUACUACUACUGCUAGUUGUAGAUUAUUUGGGAUUGAUCUGAUGAGUUCCUCUCUACCGGCUCACGAGGAGAAAACUGCACCCAUGCGACCAAUUAACAUAACCAAACCGAACAUGGACAGCAACACAGACCCAAAGUCCGAGAUUUCAAAACUAUCAGAAGAGAAAAAGCAGGAACCUGCGCAGGCAUCACCGAAAGAGGUUCAAAGCAAGCAAAUCAAUUCGUCAAGAAGCCGUACCAAGGUGCAGAUGCAAGGGGUACCAGUGGGGAGGGCUGUGGAUUUAACACUAAUAAAUGGGUACGUUGAGCUUAUAGACGACCUUGAGAAGCUGUUUGAGAUAGAAGGCGAACUGAAGAGUCGGAAUCAAUGGGAAAUAGUGUUCACGGACGAUGAGGGAGAUAUGAUGCUUGUCGGUGAUGACCCAUGGCCUGAGUUCUGCAACAUGGUGAAGAGAAUAUUUAUAUGGUCAAAAGAAGAAGUGAAGAAAAUGACGCCCGGGAACCAACUCAGGAUACUGUUAACGGAAGUUGACACAACAAUCUCCAAAACAGAGAACUAUUCCAACUAAUUUCACUACAGUCUCAGUUUCAUUCUUAUCAGCUUUGUCUUGUCCAGUGUCUGUGUUUUAUUCCGAGGUAGGCUUAAACAUGAAACCACGUCUUGUCAGUUGUGACAGCAAAAGUAAAGGCUCAAAAGGUGUCUCGUUUUUUUUGGGGGGGGGGGAGAGCUUCUUAUGGAGAAAGAGGGUUUAUGGGGAACUUCUGUUUUCAAGGUAGGCUUUCUGUAAGGUCUUAAUUCUUUUUCUUUGUAGAAACCUGUGUGUGUGUGUGUAAGAGAUACGACGAUGUAACAAACAGAGAAGUAGUAGUCAAUAAGAUUGUGUAUAACUGGGGAAGGACUUUUGGGAUGUUUGGAUUAUAUAAGAGGGAUCAUCCUCAUGGCUCGUGUAAGCCUCUUCUUUUCCUUUUAUGUUUCUUAGUUUUUUUUUUGUGUUUUGUUUUGUUGUUUUUCAUGCAAGUGUCAAUGUACAUAUAUGUUGUCAAAACAGAACUUCAAGCA
Molecule: messenger RNA, 2695 nt
Organism: Brassica napus (rape)
Lineage: Eukaryota; Viridiplantae; Streptophyta; Magnoliopsida; Brassicales; Brassicaceae
Product: auxin response factor 9
Exons: 13
Coding region: 369-2204 (611 amino acids)
Biological process (GO): regulation of DNA-templated transcription; response to hormone
Cellular component (GO): nucleus
Molecular function (GO): DNA binding; protein binding
Source: RefSeq, a predicted model, not a curated record